Molecule: messenger RNA, 1647 nt
Organism: Notodromas monacha
Lineage: Eukaryota; Metazoa; Arthropoda; Ostracoda; Podocopida; Cyprididae
Source: the annotation of a GenBank genome assembly
AUGUACAAGACAGAGACAGGAACAACCUUGGAGAUUUCCUACACUGGAUGUGUCAACAAAAGUGACAGCAGCAGAGGGAUGAAAGGAUUGUCUACGGGUUACGGGCCAUUUUUAACCCCGUCGGGCAGCUACGACGACGGGUACUCGUACUCUCAGUACAGCCCACGUUCGGGCUCUGUCACGCCAGUCGUCGACGACGAGAUAUCUCACAGGUACUCGGAUGCCACCUUCUAUGUUUAUUACUGCACUCCGAUCUUUGCGUCGUACACGAACCCCGUGACGCGUCUGCGGGUAGAGCAGUUGGAGCGGCAGUUGGCAAGCCUGACGGGCAUGGUACAGCAGGCCAUGCGAACUGGCAAACCGUUGACUGCCAUGCCGGACUUUCUGGGGAUGCCUCUGACGUCCAACAGUGGAGGAGGAGGAGGAGGAGGACCCUUUUUAGGAAGCAGCGGGUCCAGCAGUCCGAGGACAGGAGUGGAGCAGCUGUUUGGCUCAGAAUUGAAGCCCCCCAAGCUAGGCCGAGAUAAGUCAGUGUCGUUUGAGAAAAGUGUGUCCUUCAGCGAUGAGCCCGACCUGGGAUCUCCCAAGCAUCAGCACUCACCUCUUCAUGCUGCCGACAAGCCAGCGAAGCCUGCCAUCAAGUUUUCCACUCUUCCACGAUCCAUGUACUCUCAAGCGGUCGGAUUGAGGGUGUCUCUGGAGACGUACAAUCAUUUGAGGGCGUUGCACAAGAAGGCCAAGGCGUUGAGGAUAGAUUUCCAGAGUUUGCAGAGACUCGCUCAGGGACAUGCCAUGAGCAUGCGGGAAGUUUUCCGAGACGGGUCAUCUAGAAUCAGGUUGGCGAUUUUGUCCAAUGGUGAUAAACUCUUGCUCAGCGGUGCUUCGAGUGUUGCCAACUCGGAAAGACUCAGGGUCUCCAGGGAUACGGAGUUGUUCAAGCAGGAAAUGCACCGCCUUGAAAGUGAUCUAGGUGAACUGGAGACAAACGUGGAGGAGCUCAGGAGCAAUGUGAUAAACCGACGGUCCCGAGUGAACAUGUCAGAUGUUGAGAGCAUGGCGGUUAUUUUAAGUAAAGCUAGCAAAAUGGUGGCGGACCUGAAAUCGAGAUUUCCCAUGUUGUCGGAUAACAUCAAGACCUCUGUGACGAUGGACAUGGAAAAGGCUGUUCAAGAUGAAAAGUUUCUGAAGGAAGAGCCAGACAGGCUUGAUGGGUACAUGAGAAGGUGUAAAAAGCUCACUGGCACUCUUGUGACGCUCAAGAGGCAAGUGUUGGCCUCAGUGCAAGAACAAAGAUUGCCUGGCACGAAUCCUGGAGGGCCAUUAACGCCUGCUUCAGCUCCUCCAACGACAAUAAUGCACCAGCAAGCUGCAGCAACUCCCGGUUCCUUCAUGGGGACUGAGUCGUCAGACGUUUCUGCGAAGUCACUGAGAAACAAAUGGAAGCGGAGUGCUCUGUUCCGAGACACCGUUUCUGCCAAAGACUUCUCGCUAAUCCUUGAAAUCAAAAUAGCACCAAUCUUGCCUCCAGCAUUUCCAUCAACAGCCGCCACUCGGGAUAAAAAUGUGGCGGCUUUUGAAGAAAAUGGUAGAAUGACCUUGGAUGACCUGGCGGAGGCAACGCUUGGAAUUUUUGCCAUGUCACAUUAG